UGGCAUCACUCUGGCUUUACUCCUCAACCACACACCUUCUACAACAAUGCGUUUCUUGUCAGUACUGACGGUGUUGGCCGUAAUGGUGGCCGUUGCCUAUGGUGCUCCCGGCAUUGGAUAUGGUCGUGGCUUUGGGGGCGGCUUUGGCGGCGGCCUAGGUGGUUUCGGUGGCGGCUUUGGAGGCGGCCUGGGUGGCUUUGGAGGCGGCCUCGGUGGCUUUGGAGGCGGCCUCGGUGGCUUUGGAGGCGGCCUCGGUGGCUUUGGAGGCGGCCUCGGUGGCUUUGGAGGCGGCCUCGGUGGAUUUGGUGGUGGAUUUGGUGGCGGUUUCGGUGGACAUAGACGCCGGUAUGGUGGAUAUGGUUAUGGCAGGUGAAGCUCCCGGCUCCUGUUGCUGUUUGUCUCCCUGCUGCCAACCAACAUGCAGUUAUAUAAUAUUUUUGUAAAAUAAACUGUUCAAUGGCA
This is a messenger RNA of Procambarus clarkii (red swamp crayfish), 462 nucleotides long. RefSeq lists its product as uncharacterized. The record is from RefSeq and is a predicted model, not a curated record. Lineage: Eukaryota; Metazoa; Arthropoda; Malacostraca; Decapoda; Cambaridae.